This is a messenger RNA of Scylla paramamosain (green mud crab), 1699 nucleotides long. It is a transcript of the gene FeCH, whose product is annotated as ferrochelatase, mitochondrial-like. Lineage: Eukaryota; Metazoa; Arthropoda; Malacostraca; Decapoda; Portunidae. The transcript has 9 exons. Gene Ontology annotation, biological process: heme biosynthetic process. The coding region runs from base 113 to 1327 and encodes 404 amino acids. Gene Ontology annotation, molecular function: protoporphyrin ferrochelatase activity. The record is from RefSeq and is a predicted model, not a curated record. Gene Ontology annotation, cellular component: mitochondrion.
UUAAUAUACCAGCAAUAAUAUAAUACAGGCCAGUGCGACAGUCCCGGUCGCCAAUGAUUUUUGUUUACAUCCAGCCAGCUGUGGUCGCGGCGAGGCACGUCAAACCAACAGCAUGAGCAAAACUGGAGCCAUUCGUCUUUUCCUGAGGUCUUGGUAUGGUGUGCAGGUGGCUGGCAGGCAGUACAGCACCACACCGAGAUGCUCACAGGUAGAGGCAGCAGCAGUGGCUCAGAAGGAGGCACUGCGACCCAAGACUGCCCUGCUGAUGCUGAACAUGGGUGGCCCUCGGAACCUGGAUGAGGUGCAUGACUUCCUCCUGGAGCUGUUCAAAGACAGAGACAUCAUCCAGCUACCUUUCCAGAGUCGUAUGGGUCCCUGGAUUGCCAAGAGACGAACCCCAAGCAUCCAGCAGAAGUAUAGUGAGAUUGGAGGCGGCUCUCCCAUCUUCAAAUGGACAGAUUUGCAGGGGAAGCUGAUGUGUGAGCGCCUGGACAAACUGUGCCCGGAGACAGCACCACACAAGCACUAUGUUGGGUUCAGAUAUGCAAAUCCACUCACGGAAGCGACAUUAGAGCAGAUAGAAGUGGAAGGAGCAGAGAACUGUGUAGCCUUCUCACAGUAUCCCCAGUACAGCUGCAGCACAACCGGCUCCAGCAUGAAUGCCAUCCACAAGUUCUAUGCCAACAGGCCCACUGAGACAAAGCUCAAGUGGAGUGUCAUAGACCGGUGGAGCACCAACCCCUUCCUGGUGAAGUGCUUUGCUGAGAACAUCAAAACAGAACUGGAAAAGUUUCCUGUUGAGAAGAGAAAAGAUGUCUUCAUCCUCUUUUCAGCUCAUUCUCUACCCCUGAGACAAGUGAAUCGAGGAGACCCCUACGCUGCUGAGGUUGGGGCUACUGUGCAGCUGGUGAUGCAGGAGUUGGGUUUCAGUAAUCCAUACCGGCUGGUGUGGCAAAGCAAGGUGGGACCACUGCCAUGGCUCUCUCCUGCCACAGAUGAUGCAAUCAAAGGUCUUGUGCAACGCGGCCGCAAGAACAUGAUCCUGGUGCCCAUUGCCUUCACCAGCGACCACAUUGAGACUCUCCAUGAGCUGGACAUUGAAUACACGCAUGAUGUUGGCAAUGAGGUUGGAGCUGAGCGUAUCCUCCGCUGUGCUGCCCCCAAUGAUCAUCCACUGUUCAUUGAUGCACUGGUGGACGUGGCCAGCAGGCAUCUCCUUGGAGGCCAGCGUUGCUCUGAACAGUUCUUGCACAACUGUCCACUGUGUGUCAACAAGUCAUGCUUCGCCUCCAAGAAGUGGUUCAGACAUGCCACACAGACAUUUUAGUCCCUCACUUGUGUUCCUCUCUAUUGUUGCAUUUAAAUCUAUUUGUUGACAAUACUUUGUAAGCUUGUGGUGCACGUUGUUUGUAUAUCUUGCGUUGGUGCAUACGAACACUACCUAAAUAGUAUUGUUAUUGUGACUUCAACAUGCCUUAAGCUUUAAAAUGGUGGAGGUAAUGGUAGUUUUGUAGAAAAUUGCAUCUUGAAGCACGUGUAGAUGAAGUAAGAUAGACAUUAAUGUAAAAAUGUAGAUACAAUAAGUAUUCCUCUGAACUUGUAAGAAAUGGAUUAUUUGAAUUGAUGCUAAUGAAUAAAGACAAAAUAUUACAUGAAGAAGCUACUUAAUGCAUGAAUAAUAAUACUUUAGAUAAUGAAA